This is a messenger RNA of Erinaceus europaeus (western European hedgehog), 1278 nucleotides long. RefSeq names its product ribonuclease A family member 1, pancreatic (gene RNASE1). NCBI's taxonomy places the organism in Eukaryota, Metazoa, Chordata, Mammalia, Eulipotyphla, Erinaceidae. Bases 592 to 1059 code for a protein of 155 amino acids. Gene Ontology annotation, molecular function: RNA nuclease activity; nucleic acid binding. The record is from RefSeq and is a predicted model, not a curated record. The transcript is spliced from 2 exons.
GCAGGGGCAGGGUUCACACCUGGGUCAUAUUCAUGGCAAAGCAGGCCAUGCACCUGAAUGGCGCUAUCUUGUUGGCCAUUUAUUUUAUUUUUUAAGAUUUAUUAUUUAUUACUUCGUUCAUUGCACAAGAGACAAGAGAGGGUGAGACAAGCAUGUUAGAGCAACAUCUGGGACCUUGCAACAUUGAAGUCCUUAACUCUGUGUACUAAGUCACCUCUCCAGCCACUCAGAUGUAUUAAUAAUUAAUUAAUUAAUUAAUUAAUUUUUGAUCAAAGUACUGCCCAGCUCUAGCUAUUGAUGGUGUCGGGGAUUGAACCUAGGACCUUUUGCAUGCGGAAACACUGUGCUAUCUCCCAGGCCCAUAUAUGUAUUUCAGAGAUUUUUUUUUAAAGCAUUCAAUAUUUUAAAGACAAAACUAUGAUUUUUGGUCUAUUUGGCAGUCCCUACUUAGAGGGGAGGUAGCCUCUCUCUAGCAACUGGGGCCUAGCGGAGAAAAGUUUAUGUGAAUGCCUCAUCACAGGAAGAGGGGAGCCUCUAUGGCGGACCUGAGUGAAACCAUAACCAAGGGCUUUUCCAACAAGUGAGGCCACCAUGGCUCUGCAGAAUUCUCUGACGCUGUUCCCAUUGCUGGUUCUGGUGCUGCUGGUGCUGGGAUGGGUGCAGCCUUCACUGGGCAAGGAAUCCAAGGCCAGUAGGUUCCAGCGGCAGCACAUGGACCCUGGCAAGACCUCCCUCGGUAACUCCAACUACUGCAACCUGAUGAUGAGGCGCCGGAGUUUGAUCAGGAGACACUGCAAGGCGGUGAACAUCUUCAUCCACGAGCCCCUGGCAAAGAUCCAGGCUGUCUGUCGGCAGGGAGGCAUCAGCUGCAAGAACAAGAAGAACAAAUGCCACCAGAGCAGCUCCAGCAUGAGCAUCACAACCUGUAGCUUGUUUCGUCACUCCAGGUACCCCAAAUGUAUCUACAAGACCACUCGGAAGGAGAGACACAUCAUUGUGGGCUGUGAGGGGACCAGUUCCGUGCCCAUCCAUCUGGAUGGUACUGUGAACUUCUCCUGAGGCCAGAGUUACAACCUCCCCCACACAUCCCCAUUACUCUGACCUCUCUCCCUUCCUUGUCCUGAGAGAAAUAGAGAAAUAACUCAGCUUAGGAUUCCUGUGCUAGACACACGAUUCCCUGGCCUGAUCCCCUGUAUGGUUUAGUGGGUGAGAAGUGGGUCUGUCUCUCUUAACCAUUUCACUGCUUCUUUCAAUAAAAUACAGUUGUAACCACUUGGA